CUCCAUUUCUCGUAUUUGUCACACGACUUAAAGAGAAAACUCCUUUAAACAAUUAAUUCUCUUAUCUCUUUCUUCUACUAACUCGAUCAUGGGUGUUUUCACUUAUGAAAUGGAGGUUGCCACGGUGAUCCCUCCCGCAAGGAUGUUCCAGGCCUUCGUCCUUGAUUCGGACAACCUCAUUCCCAAGAUCCUGCCACAAGCUAUUAAGAGUGUUGAAACCCUGGAAGGAGAUGGAGGGGCUGGAACUGUCAAGCAAGUGAACUUUGGCGAAGGCAGCCAGUUCAAGACAGUGAAGAACAGGAUUGAUGGGAUUGACAAAGAGAAAUUCACGUACAGCUACACCGUGAUCGAGGGUGAUGCCCUGAUGAGCACACUCGAGAAAAUCUGUAAUGAGAUCAAAUUCCAGGCGUCACCUGAGGGCGGAUCCAUCUGCAAGAGCAGCAGCACUUACUAUACCAUCGGUGACAUUGAGAUCAAGGAUGAGGAAAUCAAGUCUGGCAAGGAAAAGGCCUUGGGAAUGUUCAAGGCUGUGGAAGCUCACCUCUUGGCAAAUCCUGAUGCCUACAAUUAGGCCAAACUCUAAUUAAUUUAUGCCCGUAAUGUCAUAUUGAAAUUGAUGUGUGUUUGUCUUAUUUUCCUUUUGAAUGAGAGCGGUCUUUGUAAUUUCUUUUGCCUUGUCGCCUUUGGCUGGGCUAAUAAGAGCUUUCAAGCUAAGUAAUUAAUGAAUUGUCUUGGUUUUCAAUACAAA
Theobroma cacao (cacao) is the source of this 748-nucleotide messenger RNA. NCBI's taxonomy places the organism in Eukaryota, Viridiplantae, Streptophyta, Magnoliopsida, Malvales, Malvaceae. The record is from RefSeq and is a predicted model, not a curated record.